Molecule: messenger RNA, 5096 nt
Organism: Lucilia cuprina (Australian sheep blowfly)
Lineage: Eukaryota; Metazoa; Arthropoda; Insecta; Diptera; Calliphoridae
Gene: Eph
Product: ephrin type-B receptor 1-B
Exons: 15
Coding region: 435-4238 (1267 amino acids)
Biological process (GO): axon guidance; cell surface receptor protein tyrosine kinase signaling pathway; protein phosphorylation
Cellular component (GO): neuron projection; membrane
Molecular function (GO): transmembrane-ephrin receptor activity; ATP binding; protein binding
Source: RefSeq, a predicted model, not a curated record
ACACUGGCCAUUAUUAUCAAGACAAAAAAUAAUGAUUGGCGUCUUUGUUAAGCUUUUGGUUAUAAACUCAAAAGUGCAUAAAACAAUUUUUUAGUGGAAGUUUUUGGAUAUAUAACUGAAAAAUGAAUUAUUAAACAUAAUUACAAUUUGUGUAAAACAUAAUUACUUUUUGUGUAAAACAAAACAAAUAAAGUCAGUAAAACAAAACCAACAAAUGUAAAAAAAACUUGUACAUUUUCGUUUAAAAAUAUUUGGGGAAAUGUAAACUGAAAUAAAAUAAUGAAAACUGUGUAUUGAAUAAUUUUCCUUCACAAAGAAAGCCAGUUAAAAUGGAAGUGAUGAACAUUAUUAUUUUAUAAACAAUCUCGGGAACAGAUUACAAUUAUGAGUAUUAGAAACCAUUUGGAAAAACAAGUAUUUUUAUCAACAGGAAAAUGCAUGCUAUUUUAUCCAAUGCAUGCGAUUUAUGUCAAAAGAAGAAAAUGUUAAAGUUUGUAGCCAACAUCCUUUUGUCGCUUUUUCAUCGUUAUCUCCGCAUUCAUCACCAAAAAGUUUUUAACAUGUUGUACCCUUACUGUGGAGGACAUCAUAGUCGAUCUCAUAAAAAAUAUAUAUUACCUGUAUAUAAUGUUGAUUUCAAUAAUGGUUUAUCAACUGAAAAAUCGAAUUUUUUAAUAAAUAAUAUAAAUAAAGAAAAUAGUUAUAAUAAUAAUGCUUCCAACAUACAACAAAAGACUUCCUUAUGUGCUUCAACAAUGCAAAUUUUAACAACGAUAUCAACUAAAACACUGCCAUUUAUCUUGCCAUUAUCUUACAAAAAAGCAAUUACAGCAAAGUAUUCAUCUUCUUUAUCAACCUACACAUCGACAUCAUCAGCUUUUAUUGCAACGAAUUAUUUAUUAUCUACUCCAUCACAUUCAUCUGUAACAUCCCAAGACGAUUCCUGCCACAAACAUUUAUUUACUUCAUCUUACAAACCAUCAUCAUUAAACAUGUUCAUAAACACCGUAGCUUGCGGGGGAUCAGCGCCAUCAAUGUAUUUUCCUAAAAACGGCCAAUUCAUUAUGAAAUUAAUAGUAAUAUUUAUAUUAUUAAUAAUGCAGAUUGGCUUUGCAAGUGCAGAUCAAGUUAUUCUUCUUGAUACAACGAGAGAAGCUACAUUGGAAUGGACACGUUACCCGUACGGACCCCAAGCACAAACACCAGGGUGGGUCGAAGAAAGUUUUACUGAUUUUGUCAAAGGCAUUAAUUGGAGAAGUUAUGUUGUGUGCGAUGUAGCAUAUCAUAAUGUAAAUAACUGGCUUUGGUCACCAUUUAUUGAUCGCGGUCCUGCUAAUCGAUUAUACAUUGAAAUUCAAUUUACCAUUAGAGACUGCUCACUUUUCCCGGGAAAUGCACUUUCAUGCAAGGAAACAUUCAGUUUGCUUUACUAUGAGUUUGAUGCUGCUACUCGAGAACCACCUCCGUGGCAAACAGAUAGCUAUAAAUUAAUAGCGCGAAUUGCUGCUGGGGAGGGCCGUUUCAAUCAAAACAGUGACGUUGAUAUCAAUACCGAAGUAAAAAGUAUCGCAGUUACUAAAAAGGGUGUUUACUUUGCCUUUCGUGACCAAGGAGCGUGUAUCAGUGUUUUAGCUGUCAAGGUUUAUUAUAUUACAUGUCCAGCAGUUACAGAGAAUUUAGCGCAUUUCAAUGAAACUCCAACUGGUCGGGAAAUAACACUUAUUGAAAAACAAAACGGAACAUGUGUAGAAAAUGCUGACCCAUAUAUCCCGCCUACUUAUUUGUGUAAGGGCGAUGGGAAAUGGACAAUACUCAAUGGCGGCUGUCGUUGCAGAGUUGGAUAUGAACCUGAUAUGGCUAAUAAAAGUUGCAAUGAAUGUCCGAUAGGCACAUUUCGCUCAGUAGAAGUCAGUAAAUGCAUUCCAUGCCCCCAAAAUUCAAACGCUUCGAAAGCAGCAUCAGGCUACUGCAAGUGCUUAUCAGGUUUUUUCAGACAUCCUAGGGAUGGGAAACAUAUGCCAUGUUAUAAACCACCGGGACCUCCAACAAAUCUUACACUUUUAUUUGUUGAUCACAUUAGUGCAAUAUUGUCGUGGAAUACACCAGUCCGCGAUCAUACUGUUGAUAAUAAUCAGAAUUCAAAAUAUCGCAGCGACAUUGUUUAUAAAGUAGUGUGCGCCUCAUGCUCUUCUAAUGUUGUUUUCACACCAUCUGCAGAUACGUUUAAUGAUACUAAAUUGACCUUAACCAAUUUGGAACCAGUUACAACUUAUACUAUUCAGAUUCAUUCUAUGAAUGGUGUGUCAUAUAUUAUUGAAAACGCAACGGCAGACGAAAAAUCGCAGAAAAAUUUAAAUGAAUCUUUUAGUAAUCUAGACAAAGAUGAAACUUCAAAAAGCAGUGAUGAUGUGUUGAUUGGAAACAAGGCAUCGUCGUCGAACAAUAAUCAGCAAAUUGAUUUAUCACAAAUAACUACAGAGUGGGCUGAAAUAGUUUUUACAACUACUGAGUCAGCCAUACAAUCAACCGUUAGUAAUGUGCGAGUAGUGUUAACAACAAGCAACGAAAUCGAUUUGAUUUGGGAUAAACCUGUACAAAGUGAUGUUCCUAUAGAAUUUUAUGAAGUGCGAUGGUUUCCUAAGCCUGAUUUUGAUACAAUCAACAAGACCGCAUUGACUACUAAAGAAACUAAAGCUCAUAUAGAAAACCUUAAUGAAAACACCGAAUAUGGGUUUCAAGUACGUUACAAAACUCUCAAUGGCUAUGGAACAUACAGCAAUAUUGUAUAUGCUCACACUCAACAAGGAGUCAGUUCAGUUUACGAAGACAAUAUUCAAAUGCGCAUGGUAGCUGGUGCUACUGUAGCCGUUGUAGUUAUUUUGGUAUUAGUAAUCGUAGCUACGGUACUGUUUUUGAGGUCUAAAAAUCAGGAUGACAUAGAUAAAAAAUCCAGCAAUCACAUGCCUCUGCCAUUAGACUAUGCCAGCAAUGAAGGACUGGUCGUAACCUAUAUUCAUGCCAUGGAUACUACACCCAUCGUUAAAACAAUUCAAUCCAAUGUGACAACUCCGUUGUUUGGAAAUAGUCGGAGCUACGUAGAUCCACAUACGUAUGAAGAUCCUAACCAGGCAAUACGUGAGUUUGCUAGAGAAAUUGAUGCUAACUAUAUUACCAUUGAAGCGAUUAUUGGUGGAGGCGAAUUUGGAGAUGUAUGCCGUGGUCGCUUAAAAAUACCACCAAAUUUUGUACAAGAUAUUGAUGUGGCAAUCAAAACGCUUAAACCAGGUUCAUCGGAAAAGGCGAGAUGCGACUUUUUAACGGAAGCCUCCAUUAUGGGACAGUUUGAUCAUCCGAAUGUUAUUUAUUUACAAGGAGUUGUUACACGCUCAAAUCCUGUUAUGAUUAUAACUGAGUAUAUGGAAAAUGGUAGUCUGGACACAUUCUUACGCGUCAACGAUGGAAAAUUCCAAACAUUACAAUUAAUAGUGAUGUUGCGAGGAAUUGCCAGCGGCAUGGCUUAUUUAAGUGACAUGAAUUAUGUUCAUCGUGAUUUGGCCGCCCGUAACGUGCUCGUUAACUCUCAACUUAUAUGCAAGAUUGCUGAUUUUGGACUUUCGAGAGAAAUUGAAAACGCAAGCGAUGCGUAUACCACGAGGGGUGGAAAAAUACCAGUACGUUGGACGGCACCUGAAGCUAUAGCAUUUAGAAAAUUCACAUCUGCGUCUGACGUUUGGUCAUAUGGUGUAGUUUUGUGGGAGGUAAUGUCUUAUGGAGAGCGUCCGUAUUGGAAUUGGUCGAAUCAGGAUGUUAUUAAAAGCAUUGAAAAGGGAUAUCGUUUGCCAGCCCCAAUGGAUUGUCCGGAAGCAUUGUAUCAACUAAUGUUGGAUUGUUGGCAAAAACAGCGAACUCAUCGUCCAUCAUUUGCAAGCAUAGUUUCAACAUUAGACAAUUUAGCUAGACAACCUCAAGCGUUAUUGACUACACGCAGUUCACCCGAAAAUGACGGGACCCACAUUAUAGAUGGCCAACGGGGACACAAUAUUUUUAUAAGCACAGACAUGUGGUUAGAAAAUAUAAAGAUGUCUAGAUAUUCGCAGCAUUUUAAAGAAGCUAAUUUGGUGACAGCUCAACAGAUCUCAAGAUUAACUGCUCAACAAUUAUCGGAUAUGGGUAUUACUUUAGUGGGACACCAAAAGAAAAUUUUACAUCAAGCCAGACAGUUAGACACCAUAAUUUAGCAAUUUUAUUAAUAAAAGAAUUAAAACCACUGUUAACACUAUUUUGGCCAACUUACAACAUUUUACCACGGUGCAUUUAAAAUAAACUUGAAAUGUAUUUUUAUUAUUUAAUAUUAACAGUAGGAUUUAUUUUUAAGGACCAUUAAGUACUUCACAAACAUAUGUUACUCAUACAGUGUUUUUAUAAUUUCGAUACAUUUUGUCAUUUCGUUUAAAACGUAUCGAAAUAAUCAUAGAAUAAAAGUUUAUUUUACGCCAUCUUGCCACGUUAGCUGAUCAUAUUUUAAAAAAUAAAAAAAUUAUAGAUCGGUAUAUAAUUAUUGAAGAAUUGUAUUUUUACUUAGAGAAAAAAGUACACGGAAUGAAAGUGAAACAAUUCUAACAUAUUUUAUAAUUCGAUUUUUUAAUUGUACUUUACUCAGUCGUCUUCUAAGUAAUACUCUUCGCUUUUGCCUUUUUUGUGAUAUUCAUUUUUAGACCUCUAUUGUUAUACAUUUGUACACACAAAUCUAAUAUAGUGCAUCUAGUAGGUGGUAAAUAUGCUUAUGCCGAACCUGGCAUUUUUAGUUUUGUAUAUAUCAUUUUGUUAUAACUUUUUUUUUUAGAAAUUAUCAUUCAUCAUCAUAUUCAUAACAAAUAGAGAAAACUUCUAAAAUGACAAUGUUUGGAAUGUUUGCCUAAAUAGUGUUAAUAUUGUAUGUAAAUAUUAUACAUAAUUUUUUAUCAAUAAUUUUAAGAUUUUUUUAAAGUGUGUAAUAAUAAUUAAAACAAAGAAAAAUAUAUAAGAUUUGUAGUAUUAUAAACCAACAUACAAACUUUAUUGGUUGUAUAAACUACAAAAUCAUCAAAUGAAAUUAA